AUGUCGUUGACAUCAAACAUGAUGCUUCAAGCAUCCCGUCUCGGUGGAAUCGUAACCAAACGUGGUGGAGCAACUGGUCUAAUGGUGCACAGGGACACAAAGGAGAACAACUUGAACGUUAAAUUCAAGUUCACACCAGAAAACGAAGAUAGAAUUAAGGCCAUCUGCGCUAUUUACCCAGAAGGCCACAAAGCUGGUGCUCUUAUUCCACUUCUCGAUCUUGCCCAACGUCAACACGGUUGGUUGCCGAUUUCGGCCAUGCACGAGGUCGCCCGCAUUUUGGAAGUUCCAAGAAUGCGUGCUUACGAAGUUGCCACCUUUUAUACCAUGUUCAAUAGGCAACCAGUCGGAAAAUAUUUCCUCCAGGUGUGUGCAACGACUCCAUGCAUGCUUCGAGGAGCCGAAACCAUCACAGAAACGAUCGAGAAGAAGCUUGGUAUCCAUGCUGGGGAGACGACGAAGGACGGACUCUUCACAUUGGCAGAGGUUGAAUGUCUUGGAGCCUGUGUCAACGCCCCCAUGAUCCAGAUUAAUGAUGACUAUUUUGAAGACUUGACACCAAAGGAUGUACAUGAAAUUCUUGAUGAUCUUAAAGCCGGACGUAAACCAGCGGCCGGUCCACGAUCAGGACGUCUUGCCGCUGAACCAUUUGGAGAACUCACGUCCCUCAAGGAGACUCCUCCAGGACCUGGAUUUGGAUUGCAGGCAGCUCUCAAGUAA
Caenorhabditis briggsae is the source of this 720-nucleotide messenger RNA. Gene Ontology annotation, biological process: mitochondrial electron transport, NADH to ubiquinone. Lineage: Eukaryota; Metazoa; Nematoda; Chromadorea; Rhabditida; Rhabditidae. Gene Ontology annotation, molecular function: NADH dehydrogenase activity. The record is from RefSeq and is a predicted model, not a curated record. The coding region runs from base 1 to 720 and encodes 239 amino acids. The transcript has 4 exons.